Molecule: messenger RNA, 4045 nt
Organism: Episyrphus balteatus (marmalade hoverfly)
Lineage: Eukaryota; Metazoa; Arthropoda; Insecta; Diptera; Syrphidae
Gene: blot
Product: sodium- and chloride-dependent neutral and basic amino acid transporter B(0+)
Exons: 8
Coding region: 800-3718 (972 amino acids)
Biological process (GO): sodium ion transmembrane transport
Cellular component (GO): membrane
Source: RefSeq, a predicted model, not a curated record
UUCUUUUUUUAUUUGUUUCUGUAUUUUUUUAUUUUAAAGAGGAAGGAAACCCAAGUAAUGCCCAUUUUUAAACAUAAAAUUGAUGUGUGUUCUUUUUUUUGUUUGCAUAGAAAGUGACUUAUAGAGUUCUUGUUGGCUACCAAACCUGCCUUCUUCACCCGCACCACCAAAACCAAUUUGUUCCUAUCUUUUGAAAGGAAGGCAGACUGUUUUUUAGUAGUUCCUAAAUCCUGUUUGUGUUUCUUUUUAUGUGUACCUAUCCUCUAGUCUCUAGUGUGUGUUCUUUUCGUCUUCUUCGUUUUUUGGUUCGUGACUCAAACUUAAUGUGAAACUAGCAGCUAGCAGUUGGUUUGUUGUUUGUUUCAAUGAGUAUGAACCUAACCAAUAAAGGUUCAAACGGUUCUGUGUAAAGUCUCUGUUAAGAGAUCUUGAACUUGGUCUAAUAGAAUAAAUCGGUUAAAUUUCGUCCUACUUUCAUUAUUUUUCCAUUCGAAGGGAAAUAAAUAAAAAUAAAUAAAACGUAUUUUUUAAAGCCAUGUUAUGUGAUAUACCUAUUUGAUGAAUGUGAACGUAACUAAAGUCUAUUGUGAAUACUAAAGCUUGUGUUUAUUAUUUAGUGUGAGAAAAAGCCACCGUCUCUUCGUUGUUUGUGUCGCUGUCAUCGUGUCACACGCUUGUUUUUUGAGAUCGAAUGCCGAACGAUAAUAAGAAACUGUGAAUUCAUUUGAUGUAAAUGCGGGCAUGAAAAAGGAAUCAAUGAUAAAUUUGGAUUUAAAAAGGUGUUUUGAUAUCAAAUUCAAUGACGUAUGAAGAAGAAAAUGAUCACACAGAUACAAAACAACAACAACAACAAAGAAACCACAGAUUUUCUCCGAAUUCCAAUAUGCCUUCUAAUGACGAGAAUACCAUCAGUCGGUCAUACAAGCCGAGAACAAGUAGCAGUGGCGGUACAGUGGUGCUAGCUGAACAUUUAAGAGCACAACAACAACAACAGUCAUCGAAUUCUAAUCUUAACACUCAACAUUUUAAAUCGAAUCGUGCUAGUGGACGCUUGUAUCCACCUUCUUCGGAAGAAACCAAUCGAGCUCGAAGCUCAUCUGGCGGUGGUGGCAAAAAUUUUACCCAUUCGCAAAGAGCUGCCGCCGAAGGUGGUAUUUAUAUUAUAAGUGGAAAAAGUACCAAUAGUAAUCCAUCGACAAUGGAUCGAAGAAAGCACAUGGGUCCUCAUUCUCAUCCUCCUCCGCCUCAUCCACCUCAAAACACUGCUAGUUAUUCAUCAGCUACGGGAAUGUCAUCGGUGUCAUCAGCAAAUGGCAUUGGUAGCGAGAGUAGUCAUACCACAAACGAUGUGAUAUCGGAAUGCCAAAGCAACUAUGCUGGUAACGAGGUGGCCAAUGGAGAUUUCCAUUUUGUCACAGCUGCUGAAUCUUCGCCAACGAAAAAUCUAUCGAGUGGUGGCAGUUUUAAUCUAAAGAGUGGUUCGACUGUGAAAUUAUUGCCUGCAGGAGAUGAAGAUUCAAAUACACAGACAAAAUGUUCGGUAUUUCGCGGUCUUGUAUUAUGCAUCUGCCUCAACGUUUCCUAUGCCAAUAUUGUCCGAUUUCCACGCGAGCUGGAUCGUUAUGGUUCAGCAUAUUUAAUACCAUAUUUAGUACUACUUUUUCUAGUCGGCCUUCCAACAAUAUUAUUGGAAAUAUCAAUUGGUCAGUUUUUGGGACAAGGAGCAGCGCACACAUGGAGAUCAUCACCUAUUUUUAAAGGAGCAUGUAUAGUCAGCAGAUUUGCAUCAUGGUUAGCAUCAAUAUGGAUUUCACUACAAGCUGUAAUUUCUGUAGCUUAUAUUGGAAUGUUUCUAACCAAAUUAUUGCCAUUCAAUGAAUGUGUUGGAGAUAUAAAAUUAGCUUUAAAUGGAUAUAAAGUAGUUGGCAAUAAUGGCGUUGAGUGUAUACAAAAGACUUUUCUAACACCAUUUUGGGAAAACCCACUUUAUUUUGGACUUUUAGCAAUAGGUUUAAUAUUUAUUUGGAUGACUGUUAUGUUUUGCACUCAUAAUGCCAAAGUUUAUCGACGUAUAUCAUUUUUCUUUGGACUUAUUGGCUUCGCUUUACUCUGCUCACUGACUUCGUGGGAAGUUCAUACUUCUCUCGAAAGACAAUACUUUCCUGAACUUUGGCCAUUUAAAGAAACACUUCUUUUAGACAGUUCAAUAUGGUUUAAUGCCCUCGUUCAAGUUAUUUAUGCUACCAAUAUCGGCUUUGGAGCUCUUCCCGUAGUAACUGGAAAAUUUCUCUACAAAGGUGAUGCAGUUCGUACGUCAGUGGUGUACCUCUGCUUCAAUCUUCUGGUCAAUGCGAUAUCAGUGACACUCUUUAUGGUUCAAUUUGAUAAUUUAGCCUCAAGAAGUUUGAGCAAUCUUGAGGCCUUAAAACCUUUGACAGCUAUCUACGAUCGAGUGUUGAAUGAACCAACUGGAUUAUUGGCCAAAUUAAUUCCAUGCCUCAUCUAUUCAUUGAUUGUAAUCUCAGCAAUUGUCUCGAUAACUGUGGCAAUUUACACCUCAACUCGUUUGGUUCCUCGCCAUCCAAACUAUGUCAUAAGUUUAAUUGGGUUCGUUGCAGCUGUUAUAGCUUUGGCAGCCCCGAAGUUCAUCAUUCCUCGUGUCCUUGAUACCAGAAUUGUGGGAACUUUAGUGAUCACUGCACUGAUCUUCGAUCUUAUAGCCACUACCUGGAUCUAUGGGGCUAAAAAUAUCUACACUGAUCUUGAGUUCUCGAUCGGUAGACCGAUCUUUAAAGGCUGGGUAUACCUUUGGUGUUUGGGACCAGCUUUUUUGACCGGAGUCUUAGUUUGGUGGUGUGCUGAUGAUGAUGAAGGUGAUCUUCUCAACGCCUACAUGCCUCGAUGGGCUCCAAUUCUCUUUGUCAUUGGAGUCAUUUUGAUCAUAGCCUGUGUGGAAAUCUUCAAACAGGUGGAUUACAAUUUCUUUGGAAUGAUUUGUGAAGCAGCAAAACCUGCCAAAGAAUGGGGACCUGCUGAUCCUUUAGCCAGACAUGCCUGGAAACAAUGGCGAUCUGUUUGUCAAGAUACUGGACGAAAAGAUUUUACACUUCGUCGUCGAGGUACUCGAGAUUACACACAUUCCAUAAAAAAAGGUCAAUAUUCGACUUCAAAAUAUGGUACAAAUAAUUGGAAAUCAUCAACACCGGGAAAUAGUUCGCCAAACUAUAGUGGUUCGGUAUUUGGUGAUUCAGCAAUCGAAGAAGAUAUCAGCGUGGAUAAGUAUUCUGGUAUUAAUCAACAAUUUACAGCAUUCCAAGGGAAUGAUGGCAAAGGAAUGCGAUAUUCAAACCGAUCGAGACAACCCGUCCCAACAACACCAAAUGACCGAAGACUUCCUCAGCAUAAUACAAAUCCAGCUGAUCGACAUAAAGAAGUCGUUUACAUUCGAAGACUAUCGAAUGGAGAAGGAAAUAAUCAUUCGACAAGAAUUGAGAUAACACCUUCGAAGGAGUCAAUAACUUACGGAACACGCAAUCCAAUGGGAAGGAAUCUCAAUCAAACUUAUAGUAUUCCACAUCGAACGAAUAGUGUGAAUAGACAUCCGGUUCAAUCGAAUGGUCAAGUUCCAGUGGCAAGUUUGGGUGAGGUGGCCGCCGGAGAUCAUAUUUGCUGGCGAAAGUUCUCCGUAAAUGCCGAAGAGUACUCCACUGAAUUGUGAUGUCGUCAGCGCAACAUAGUUUUGUUUUUGUAAAAGACUUAUCAUUCAAUUUGAAGGCACAAAUGCCUUUAAAAGAAAUAAUUAUUAAUAUUAUUAUAAAUAGCGACACACACUUUAUCAACACUGGUUUGAUUUUCACACUAUUUUUGUAAAUAAAUUAUAUAAAUUUUUAAGCAUAAAAAUAAAAUUAAAUAAAAAAAAAUUAUGUUAAGAAGGCAACCAGAGUAUAAAAAUAAAAAUGAUGACUUUAUCACUUUAUUAUUUAUGUUUAUUAUCUAAAUAGAAAGUUCUGUUUAAUUUAUAAGUAAAAUUUUUUGUAAAUAUUGU